CUCGGAAACUUUUCUUUUAUUCUGGAAUAUUUCCGCUUCUAUGCUUCAUUUAGCACGAGGUUCCUUUUCGUCUUUGUCUCUAUAAUUUUCAUAUUAGUCAACGAGGUCAGGAUGCAUUAUUCGGAAAAUGCCUCUGUCCAUUCCCCUCAGGAUAGGUCACACGGGCACACCGUUUGCGUGCUUUUUUGAUCUCGCCAUGGCGUACUAUUCGCCGUCGAAAGCCCAAUUCAGGGCUACCUUGCCACCGGCUUUGGAACCCGGUGGGUGUUCUCUUGCCCAUUCGCACUCUCAGUCUCACUUACAGAAAAAUGUGCGUGCACACUUGGGACCAUGGGCACAGUGGGGCCAUACUUCGGCUUCUUUGAAUGGUUGGGAAAUUAUGAAGCGCCCGAGAUUGACGCAUAGUGUUACGACGAGUGAAAGAUAUCACUUCAAUAAAGAGCCUUUGCCGGCGAUUCCUGGUGUUCUAGCGAGGAAGCUAACGAGGGGUAGUAGGAGGCUUGACGGGAGGUUGAGUGAGUAUGGGGAUCCUGUUCCGAGGCCUUGUAUGGAUUUUUCUGGUUCGAAGAGUUACGAUGAUGAUAUGACAAAUGGAAGGGAAACGGUUCACAAAGUGGAAAGGACUCAGUCUUCGCCCGAAGCUAGGACUUUACCUCCGCCUCCUGAUCCGCCCAUGACGAGGUCGGCAACGAAGGUCAUGCAGAGAACGGGCUAUGAUCCUACUAUGGAGAUAAGAGAGCGGAAGAGUCCACAGUCAUCAUUACAUGUAGUCACAGAUAUAUGUGACAAUUCUGAUAGCGAUUAUAGUCAGGAAGAUUGCAUGGAUUCACCUUUAGAUCAACAGGGCCAUGUCAUUGCUUCUGUUCCAGUUUCUCCGAUGCAGAAAGAUGAGAUAACUUUCCACUCUCCCCAAAACAACUAUAGCCAUGCAUCAAGUCCAGCCCCUUCGACACCGAAUUCACUAGUGAUAUCACCGGAAUAUAGAGAACGAGUAUCAAUUUUUAUGCAAGGAAAAGUACCAAAUAAUAAUCAAGGUCCACCCCGCGUCACAAAUCUUGAGGAUUUGAUAGAUCAAGAAAGAAUGAAGUGCGAACAUCACAUUAAUCGUGAAUAUCCACUAAGAUAUGGUCCUCAUAACGACGAUAUCGCACUCAUGCCACUGCCGCUAGCAUUGCCUCUAAAGCAAAGUCGAGAAAGUUAUUUUAGCGAUAGCCCAAAAGAUUGGGAACCACGAACCCCUGUUGCUCCAUUCUUGGGCAGUGGACAGCAGCAGAGCAUGAAUAUAUCCUCUAGAGUCUCAUUUACGUCGUCCAUGGCCACACGAAACAUAACACCGACAGAAGCGAGUGACCCUCAAAGGAAAGGGUUUUCAAGUGGUAAACACCCCAUGAAAAGUCCUUUUCCAUUUCUCUCAAUUCCAAAAGCACCAGACUCUCCAAAAGCCACAGGAUUAAUAGGGUCAUUGGGUGAGAAGUUCUCCGGUGCUUUCAAAAGACUAUCCGGUGGUACGAAAACAGUGUCGAUUGAGAGAAAUGGGGUGAUUCUGAAUGCUAGGAGAAGCGCGACAGGUCCAGAUACACCAAUGCCGAAAAAAUCGGGGUUUAUGGGCAUUAAAGGAGCUCCGGUUGUGAUACAGAAGGGUAGCGAACAUUUUCAUGGUGUGCUAGAGAAGGUAAAAUUGAAGGUUGAUAAGAAAGAGAGGAGGAGGAGGGAAUUGAAGAAACAAAUUAUGGUUGUGGGGAUUAUGGAUCAAACUCCAGGUUCGUUGCUGGUUUCUCAUGUCUUGUUACCAAAGUACUAAUUAUUUUUUGUAAAUAGAUGGGAGGACAUCUGAAUGGCUUUGAUAUUGGAUAUGAAACUAUGCAAAAGCCAAAGGAGUGGUUUGAUUCACGACAGCGGAGCCUUCUCCGAUAGCGUCGACCGGAAUGCAGCUCCAAGAACCUGCUGAAGUUCUCCCUCUCGCAUAGUACUACUAAGUACAUGCGUUGAAAAGGUCAAAAAUAAGCCGAGGUUUUGUUGCACAUCGUUGGUUGUGUUAGAUCGAUA
Messenger RNA from Sclerotinia trifoliorum, 2046 nucleotides. Lineage: Eukaryota; Fungi; Ascomycota; Leotiomycetes; Helotiales; Sclerotiniaceae. The record is from the annotation of a GenBank genome assembly.